GCAAAUCUUAUCUCAUCUCAUUAUCACCAAUUUACCGUCAUCCCCUCCCCCCUCCGGACAAAUCUCCAGUUCAGAUACCGAGAAACAACAAUUCCUUCUUAAGUAAGGGGUCAUAAAAUCUUCGACUAUGUUCAAAGGAAGACAUGUGGAGCAACUAGUCAAAAGAAAAUAAGAAUCGUAUCAGCAGUGCAGCACCAAAAAAGAAAAAAGGAAAAUAAAGAUCGUCAUCUUCUAUUUUUCAUCCGGCAUGUUUGUAAAUUAGGGUUCUAAUAUUUAGCCUAUGGUAAAGUAGGCGAAGAUUCGAUAUCCUAAUUGUGAUGCCAUUUAUAUAGGCAUUUUCUUAUCGGAGGAUAGAUUCAUGGGACAAUUUGCAGGUCUAAUAUUGUUUACGCACUGAAGCCACCGCCAUUGAGCCCCCGAUAAAGGGCCAUAUAGGCCUGAUCAAAGUCUCCAUUGACGUUCCGCUAAAAAUGCCUGUUCCUAAUUUCUUUAGACAUUGAAUUCCGAAGAAAAGUUCUCAUGUCAAACACGAAGCUGGAGCAAUGGCAAUGGGAAAACGCCACGGCCGGCGCCGUUGCAGGGUUUGCCACCGUCGCUGUCAUGCAUCCCCUGGACGUUGUCCGAACUAGGUUCCAAGUUAAUGACGGUCGAGUUCCCCUUGUUCCGAGUUAUAAGAAUACUGCUCACGCCAUUUUCACCAUUGCUCGCUCAGAGGGCUUAAGAGGUCUGUAUGCAGGCUUGCUUCCUGCAGUCCUUGGGUCAACUAUUUCGUGGAGUCUAUACUUCUAUUUCUAUGACAAAGCCAAACAAAGGUAUGCAAGGAACAGGGAGGAGAAGUUGAGCCCUGGUUAUCAUCUCGCUUCAGCUGCUGAAGCAGGGACUUUGGUUUGCUUAUGCACAAAUCCUGUUUGGCUAGUAAAAACAAGAAUGCAGCUUCAGACUCCUCUGCAUCAAACACAACCGUAUAAUGGGAUUUAUGAUGCGUUUAAAACCAUUUUGAAAGAAGAAGGAUUGAGGGCACUGUACAGAGGACUUGUUCCUAGUCUUUUUCUGCAGGUCUCUCAUGGUGCUAUGCAGUUCAUGGUAUAUGAAGAGUUUCGGAAAAUGGUUAUAGACUUGAAAAGCUCGGAAAGUGAAAUGCGUCAUCAAAACCCUGAUAUGCUGUUGAAUUCUAUGGAUUACGCUGUUCUUGGAGCAACCUCAAAAGUUGCUGCCACUCUUAUAAGCUAUCCAUUUCAGGUUCUACGGUCUCGAUUGCAGCAACGGCCUAGUGUUGGUGGGAUUCCAAGAUAUAUGGAUAGCUGGCAUGUCGUGAAGGAAACUGCACGGUUUGAAGGUGUUCGAGGUUUUUACAAAGGGAUCACCCCAAAUCUAUUGAAAAAUGUUCCUGCUUCAUCAGUAACAUUUAUUGUCUAUGAAAAUGUGCUUAAAUUGCUUAAACUAACUAGAAGGAAUGACUAGUAUUUCUUUUCUUCUUAAAAAAAAAAAAAGUUUUUGGGAUCACACAUCCUGCCCCUUUUGACAUUUGUGACCGCAGGUUUGAUCACAUUUUUCCCCUUACUUUUUAAUGAUGGGGUUCUACACACAAUUUGUAAUCUCUGGGAACGGUUUACCAAGGUUGAUAAUUUAGUUCA
Molecule: messenger RNA, 1634 nt
Organism: Prosopis cineraria
Lineage: Eukaryota; Viridiplantae; Streptophyta; Magnoliopsida; Fabales; Fabaceae
Product: folate transporter 1, chloroplastic
Exons: 11
Coding region: 520-1461 (313 amino acids)
Biological process (GO): nucleotide transport; folate import into mitochondrion
Cellular component (GO): chloroplast envelope
Molecular function (GO): folic acid transmembrane transporter activity; FAD transmembrane transporter activity
Source: RefSeq, a predicted model, not a curated record